Psilocybe cubensis is the source of this 1137-nucleotide messenger RNA. RefSeq lists its product as uncharacterized. The transcript is spliced from 5 exons. Lineage: Eukaryota; Fungi; Basidiomycota; Agaricomycetes; Agaricales; Agrocybaceae. The coding region runs from base 1 to 1137 and encodes 378 amino acids. The record is from RefSeq and is a predicted model, not a curated record.
AUGACCUCUGUUUCAAACCCUGAUUUCACGAAUGCAAUGGAUCGCAUCGAUUCAGGAGAAACUAACGAAUCUCCUUUCGGGUCUAACCUUGUCACCCCAACUGAGGAGGAUUUAGAAGCGUACACCAAUCGAGGCAUCCACCAGCGAUUUGACGUUGCUAAAACGAUCCUCGGUUAUUUCGGCAACAAGAGCAUGAAUGGCGAAGAUGAGCUAGGAUAUGAAGAACCCUGUUCGGAUGUCAUCAGACUUCAACCCAUGAAGCAAUCCGUCGAAGAAGUAUCUAUCACUGUUGAGCAGAACCAUUCUUUGGAAGACGUAGUCCGUCCCAAAGAGGAGGAUGAAACUGCGUAUGGGCAGGACCCAGAUGAAUCAAAAUUUACGUCAUUAAACGAUGAUACCAUUGAUACCAUUCCUUCCCCCAUCUCCGAGUGUGCCAUAUCAUCUUUAUCUAGUACGGAUUCCAUUCGACCAAGAAAAGGGAGCAUCUAUAAUUUACCAAACACUCACAUUGAGGUAGAAGCACCGCAGACAAGUGGUUUCUCCGAGACCGAGCUGCUUGAUGUAGCAGACGUCGACAGUCAGGCCAAAGCCCAACAUUUACUCCACACCGACCAUAAAAUAGAGUCCGACCCGAGAGCUCUUCUAAUUGGCGCGAUAUCCGAGUGUCUUGUGGAUUUCCUCUUUUUUUGUAUCCGAGUCUCGUUGUUUUUACCCUGGUGUGUGGCUGUCGGAGGCGCUCUCAUCUUAUCCCCGGAGCUACUGGAACCUCUUGCUUUUGGAACAGGUUAUAUCGAACCCCUAUCUGGCAUCCGCCGCUAUUCUCACUGGGCGACCUACGGUUUUCAGCACAUCACUUCCUUCUUCACUCUGAUUGGCGCGCUGGUGUGGGUGUUUCCUUCCAUUGGGUAUCUAGCUAUCGGCGGCAUGCUGGCCCAAUUCUGCUUCACUUGGCACGGUUUCCUAUUCGACUCUACUAUUCCACUUGGUGAAAAUGAUCUCCAGACAGUAUACCUAUUGGCCACCACCACUUGGCUUAACCAUGAUGACACCAUUAACAUCAAAAAAGUCAAUGAUUCAUAUUAUUAUUCAACUAGGAGCUUAACAUCCGAUUCUGUCAAUGAGUUGCUGGAAGGCUGA